CGGGAGCCGCAGCCGGGCCCGACGCGGGGCGCCUGGGCCGCGGCGGCCGGCGGGCGAUGCUGCAGCGGCCCGAGCAGCCAUGGAGGCCGAGCCCGGCGGCCUGGAGGAGCUGACGGACGAGGAGAUGGCGGCUCUGGGCAAGGAGGAGCUGGUGCGGCGUCUGCGGCGGGAGGAGGCGGCGCGCCUCGCGGCGCUGGUGCAGCGCGGCCGCCUCAUGCAGGAGGUGAACCGGCAGCUGCAGGGUCACCUGGGCGAGAUCCGCGAGCUCAAGCAGCUGAACCGGCGCCUGCAGGCCGAGAACCGCGAGCUGCGCGACCUGUGCUGCUUCCUGGACUCGGAGCGCCAGCGCGGGCGCCGCGCCGCGCGCCAGUGGCAGCUCUUCGGGACCCAGGCGUCCCGGGCCGUGCGCGAGGACCUGGGCGGCUGCUGGCAGAAGCUGGCCGAGCUGGAGGGCCGCCAGGAGGAGCUGCUGCGGGAGAACCUGGCGCUGAAGGAGCUGUGCCUGGCGCUGGGCGAGGAGUGGGGCCCCCGCAGCGGCCCCGGCGGCGCGGGGGGCUCCGGCGCCGGGCCGGCCCCCGAGCUCGCCCUGCCCCCCUGCGGGCCCCGCGACCUGGGCGACGGGAGCUCCAGCACCGGCAGCGUGGGCAGCCCCGAUCAGCUGCCCCUGGCCUGCUCCCCCGACGACUGAGGGCGCCGCUUCCUCCACGCCGACGCCCACCCGGGGGGCUUCGCCGAGCACCGGGACUGCUGCUGACCCCAGGAGCCGGACGCCGCCCCGGCUGCGCACCGGGGGCCUCGGGCGUGGCCAGAGAAGCCCCGGCAGGGAGAAGGGCCCCUCGCUCUCGCUGGCGGGGCGGCAGGGGGACGGUGGGCCGGAGCGGAGGAGCUGGCUGGGGGUGGGGAGGGGGCUAAUAAACCGGGACGGAAGCGGAGCCCGCCGCCUGGGCAGCGUCUGUUUGGGACUUGCGGGGCUCGGGACCGGGUACUAAUCCCUUCCGACGCGACUGCAAAACUAAGGUGGCCGACUCCCCUACCAACUCGAGUUUGGGGUGGGAAUGCGGGACUCUUCCCCCCU
Messenger RNA from Lepus europaeus (European hare), 1075 nucleotides. It is a transcript of the gene CCDC85B, whose product is annotated as coiled-coil domain containing 85B. The record is from RefSeq and is a predicted model, not a curated record. Gene Ontology annotation, cellular component: nucleus. The coding region runs from base 80 to 688 and encodes 202 amino acids. The transcript has a single exon. Gene Ontology annotation, biological process: negative regulation of DNA-templated transcription. Lineage: Eukaryota; Metazoa; Chordata; Mammalia; Lagomorpha; Leporidae.